Mya arenaria is the source of this 797-nucleotide messenger RNA. RefSeq lists its product as uncharacterized. NCBI's taxonomy places the organism in Eukaryota, Metazoa, Mollusca, Bivalvia, Myida, Myidae. The coding region runs from base 2 to 634 and encodes 210 amino acids. The record is from RefSeq and is a predicted model, not a curated record. The transcript is spliced from 4 exons.
UAUGGCAGCGCCCAAUGAUUCGCAAAUGUCAAAUGAUAAAUCGUCAAAUACUUUUUAUUUAGACAAGAAUCCACCCGAUAUGGAAUUCUUUAAGAUGUAUAUGAAUAAGUUUGAGAACUGUGACUACUUCAAAACAGAGUUUGAGACAUGCAAACAUUGGAAGUCAAAAAUAAACCAGAAAUACCUGUAUGGCGAAACACUAGACUGUAGCCAUGAUGAACAGAUGUAUGACAUGUGCAUGGACUACCAACGAACCAGCGACAAAAAUCUGGAGCACCAGUUGGCAUUUCAAGAGUACAGCCGUUCUCUGUUCCGGCGUCAAAAUGCACGGGAAAAUGAUGUAUGGGAGUACCGCACGGAGCCUCCGGAAGACUGGAAUCUCCCUAUAGAAUAUAAAACCCCAGAAGAAGAGAAAAAGCUUAAAAAACAAGAAUUGAAACAGAACAAAGAGAGGAUGAAGAGGGAAAAGAGUGACAGUGUAGAUGAUGUAGAGUACCUGAAAGCUGUGGUGUCUGGUAGUGGGAAACAAAAUGAAAGUAACAAACAAUCAGGAAGUGGGGACAAUUCAAAAGAAGAAUUAAUUACCAAAGCAAUGACAGAACAAGGGAAAAAUAGUGGUUGUGUGAUCUCUUGAUAAUUGCUGUAUUAGAUAAGAACUAUGUUCAUUUGUAUAACAAUUAAAUGUUCUAUGUUAUGGGUUUUAUAUGUGUUCCGUAAAAGAUAUUACAAUCAAGUUUAAAGAAUCUGGGAUUAAUAUGAUUCAGUAUUAUUACUUGCAGAAAGAAUAAAAAUAUCAG